CGAACUAGCAGCCGGACACAGAUGAUGGAGCCGGUGAAGAUAACGUCGUAAACCUGGUAAAGGAGAUAGUGUCUUUGUCGGCGUCGACAACCUUAACUCAGUAAAGGGUCUUCUCGGAUGAGUUAAAGUUUUAGUUUUAGUUGAGAUUGAGCAGUGAAAAUGGUGUUAAAUGAUCUAUGGGAAGCUCUGAGUUUCGUCUGUACAUUGCAAUUCUGGAGGAUGGGCGUUCUCUGGACAAUCUCCAUCAUUUUCUCAUAUUUUCAGUUAAUCUUUAAUGGGUUUCUUCGAAGGAAAGCAUUUUCUUAUCCACGUUGUUCCUUAUCUACAACAAUGGCAGCUGGAAGAUCCGUCUGUAUUGUCACCGGUGCAACAUCUGGUUUGGGAGCUCAAGCUGCUUAUGCACUUUCGAAAGAGGGAUUCUUUGUUAUUCUAGUUGGAAGAUCUUCGAAUCAACUGUCAAAGGUGGUUGAAGACAUUAGAAUGCAGAAUGAAAGUGCUCUUUUGAAAGCUUUUGAGGUAGAUAUGUCGUCCUUCCCAUCCAUAAUGAAGUUUAAAGCCUCCCUUGAGAAAUGGCUUUUGGAUUCCAACUUGCAUUCUUCAGUUCAACUACUGAUCAACAAUGCAGGGAUUCUAGCAACGUCAUCUAGAUCCACAGUUGAAGGCUAUGAUCAAAUGAUGGCUACUAACUACAUUGGUUCAUUUUGCCUUACCAAGGUCCUACAACCGCUUCUUCAAAACAGCUUAAUUCCUUCACGGGUUGUUAAUGUUACUUCUUUUACACAUCGAAAUGCUGACUUACAGGUUGUUGACAAAGAGAGUGUUUGCGGACGAAUGUUCUCAAAAUCUAGAAGAUAUCCUUAUGCACAGAUAUACGAGUUCUCCAAGUUGUGUAUAUUACUCUUCUCCUACGAGCUGCAUCAGCAGUUUAAUGCAAUGGAAAAUUCUCAUCAAAUCUCUGUUAUUGCUGCUGAUCCUGGGGUAGUUAGAACAAGAAUCAUGCGAGAGAUUCCAAAAUUUCUGUCGUGUACAGCUUUCAGUGUUUUAAAGCUUCUUGGACUUCUGCAGUCGCCUGAAAUUGGAAUCCACUCGAUUAUCGAUGCUGCACUAGCACCUCCAGAAAUAUCUGGGGCAUAUUUUUUCGGGGGCAAGGGUAGGACAAUAGACUCUUCUACCCUUUCAUACAAUGCAGCAUUGGGGAAGAAACUCUGGGCUACAUCUAAUGACAUAUUUAUGGAGUUGCAGCAGCACAAUAAUGUCAAUGGCUUAUGAUCUGUUUAUCCAAUGUACACACUCUAAAACUUAAUUAAUUUUGCAGUUUCUUUAUUGGUUUACCUGUAAGAUUACAUACUUCAAUACAAUAGUUAUAUAUACACCCUUUUAGGAUACUAAAUUCAUUUUACUGGCUUAAACAACUC
Impatiens glandulifera is the source of this 1415-nucleotide messenger RNA. RefSeq names its product dehydrogenase/reductase SDR family member on chromosome X. Lineage: Eukaryota; Viridiplantae; Streptophyta; Magnoliopsida; Ericales; Balsaminaceae. The transcript is spliced from 9 exons. The record is from RefSeq and is a predicted model, not a curated record. The coding region runs from base 160 to 1269 and encodes 369 amino acids.